This is a messenger RNA of Podarcis lilfordi (Lilford's wall lizard), 4171 nucleotides long. NCBI's taxonomy places the organism in Eukaryota, Metazoa, Chordata, Lepidosauria, Squamata, Lacertidae. The record is from the annotation of a GenBank genome assembly.
AGUCACGGUCUAAUCUAGCUGCUGGGCAAUGGCGGGUAGAGCAAGGCCAGUGCUGGAUCUAGGUUUUUAUUUUUAAAAAUAAUAAUAAUAAGAAAUUUUUAUUUAUACCUCGCCCUUCCCGGUUCAAAAACCGGGCUCAGGGCGGCUAACAACAAAUUUAAAACAUUUUAAAACACUUAAUUAUAAAAGCAACAUAAAAUACAGUAUAAAAACAUGACUAACAAUAAAAUUCAAAAAUCAAUUAGAUAAUCCCCAGGGCUAGCUGGCUGAAUUGGUCCUACUUGGGCCAGCAAGGUGGUCAGGGAAGAAUUAGCUGUGGGGUCUCAGAGCGAGUGAUCUUCAUAAAAGGGGAGGGGGAGGGAAGAGAAGGGAAAUAAAAGAUCAGGCUGAAUUCAAAUUAAAGGCCAGGUGGAAUGGCUCUGUCUUACAGGCCCGAUGGAAGGAGGUUAAAUCCUGAAGGGCCCUAGUCUCAUGGGACAGAGCAUUCCACCAGGUCGGAGCCAUCACUGAGAAGGCCCUGUCCCUGGUGGAGGAUAGUCUGACUUCCUUAGGUCCCAGGACCUCUAAACUAUGGUUAUUCAUGGACCUUUUGAGAAAGGGAGCGGUCUGUGAUGUUAAUGGCUACAAGCCAGGGUGGCUAUGUUGUUCCCCUACUUUCUGAGGCAGUAUGCCUCUGAAUACCAGUUGAUGGAAAUCACCAGUGGGAAGAGCACUGAUGCACUCUGGUCCUGCUUGUGAGAACAGGAUGCUGGACUUCUUAUGUGUUAAGUAUAACUGGUUUAAUUCAUACUGAAAUGGGAAUGCCUGCGUCUAUUGGGCUUAACUGGAAGAUUCCACUGAAGCUAAACUAAGAGCAAAAAGAACUCUCUAAGCUGCUUUGAUGGAUUGAUAUUUAAGUGUUAUUAUUCUCAGGUAGCUCUGACAUAGUGUUUUAACCUUAGAUCACACGAGGUGUGUUGAACUGCAAAUCCGCCAUCUUGGAAGGGUGCUGGCUGGAGUCUUUUAUUCUCAGGCUCUGCGAGAGCGAGGAUGUAAAUGAAGCUCUCCAGGAAAACAGCUCCGAGCGGAAUGGAUGCUGUAAGGAGAGACACCUUUCCUUCUAGGUCUGCUGGAAUUAUUUCGUAUUUUGUAAGAACUGGAACUGUUUGGAUGUCCCGUUUGAUGUUUCUGUUCUGUUUUGAAGAAAGUUCUGCAAGUAAAAUUCCAAAUGAUAUCUAAUGGGUCUGGGUAAUUCAUCAUUUCAAAAGGAGUCAAUUUUUGUGUAUCCAGUCACUUCAAACGGCACAAUAUUAAUGUGUGCAAUAUUAUGUUCUUAGGGCCAGAUGUGCAUUUUGCCUGAUCCAGCAGGGUUCUUAGACUGUUAUGCUUACAAGGCAGCAAGCACACAUGUGCAAUACUGAAACUUUCCUCAGGCAUUCAUCUGCGCCUAUGGGGAGCACUGCAUACAGAAUCAGGAGUAAAGGGGGCAUACAAGGUAUGCCUCCAAUGUCCCCACAUGCAUGGGCUCCCAUCAUACCAAUGCAUGUUGAGCAUUGAGGUCUGAAAGAGGCUUUUACGUGCAUUCUGGUGAAUGUACCUUGCAAUGUCUGCAACACUGGGAAACCCAUCUUAUCGGGUUUUCCAGUUGCACAGAGUCUUCUAAGCAUCCUCAGCUAUUUGCUUUUCUGUGGACAUGGGGAGAUUUUCUCAGAGGUAUAGGGGAGAUGUCAUGGUGUUACCAAGGAGGUUGUGUAAAUUGGGGGCAUCAUUCCUGGGCCCAGAAGAUAAAGGCUUUCUUAUUCUUCCUUUGGUUAUCAGCCAGAAACAUUUCUCCUGUAAGGAGAGGAAGAGGAGCAGGGAAAUGGCAGUGAAAAACAGAAGCAGACCAGGGAACAAAGAUGUACUGAACAACAUUCAAAACUAUACAAAUGUUCUGUGAAGUGAGUGUUUUUUGUUUUUUUUAAAGGCCAUUCAUUUAAGAAGGCCAUUGUUUUUUCAACAAUUGCUGUAUAUUUAUCUAUCCCCUUUCUUCCAUGACUGAAUUCAAGAUUGUGUAGAUAAAAGUUCCUGGGGAACUUCAUUAUACACCUUUAGGCACCAGGCAAAAAUGUUCCUCUUUAACCAAGCUAAUUGACAUCCAAUAACCUUUUAAAGUAUGUUGGGGGUGGUGAGGGGUUAUUGGGUUGUUCAUGUUUUUAUUAUGCAUUUUGUGUUUUCAUUUUGUGAUUUUAUGUUGAGGACCGCCCUGAGAUCUGUGGCCAUAGGGUGGUACACAGAAAUAAUAAUAAUAAUAAUAAUAAUAAUAAUAAUAAUAAUAAUAAUAUCCUGCCCUCCUGGCCAAGGCUGGGUUCAGAGUGGCUAACAACAUAAAAACCACACAAUAUGCAUAAAAACAGACACUAAUUAAUUAAAAUACAUCUUAACAUUAAAAUUAAUUAGGUACCACUCCGGCAGGAAGGUAAAUGGUGUUUCCAUGCACUGCUCUGGUUCGCCAGAAGUGGCUUAGUCAUGCUGGCCACAUGACCCGGAAGUUGUCUGCGGACGAACGUCGGCUCCCUCGGCCAGUAAAGCGAGAUGAGCACCGCAACCCCAGAGUCAUUCACGACUGGACUUAACUGUCAGGGGUCCUUUACCUUUUUAGAGCCUGGGCUGGAGGAUAGGAAGUCCCUGGUUUGAAUCUCUGGCAUCACCUCAGUGGUGGAGCUUCAAGCUCCUGCGGAGGGGGUGGAGAGCAGGUGGGGGCAUGGCUGGCACACUUCCCAGGGGCAUGGUGCACCAUCCGCAGGGGUGUGGCAUGCGUCCUGGUGGCAUGGAAUGCUGCCUGCAGGGCGUGGCGCCCAGCACAGGGGGGCAGCCGCAAUGGCACCUCACUGGGAUCAUGCCACUGGGGGCUGUGCGCUCCCCCCGCACCCCUGUUCCUCCGCAAGUGCAUCACCUCAGUAGGUGGCCGUAAGCAUAUAUAAGCAAGCUCUUUUCUCUUUCAGCCUCAGUCCCUGCAUCUGAAAAAUGGGUAUAAUAAAUAUCAAACUAGCAAUACCAGAAAGCAGGGUGUUGUUGCAAGAAUCACCGACAUAACGUACAAUAUUUUGAACAUCUGAGGACAUGUAAGUACUAACAAUUACCACCAUUACUUUCAAAGCUACUAUUACCAUUUAAUUCAGAUCAUAAUGCAGCAUGAUUUUGUGGUGUUCAUCCUUUUGUGGGGCAAGAGUCAUCCUUUUCAUUUGUGUCAUUGGAUGAACACCUUUGGAAUUUUUUGUCCUAUUUAUUUUCUUCCAUGUACAGUGGUACCUCGGUUCUCGAACGUAAUCCAUUCCGGAAGACCGUUCAAGUUCUGAAACGUUCGAAAACUGAGGCACAAAGGGCUGUCUGCAAAUUCAACUGAGAAAACUGAAAAACAUGCAGCGGAAGCCGUUCGACUUCCAAGGCGCUUUCGAAAACAGAAGCAUUUACUUCCGGGUUUUCGGAGUUCAGGUUCCAAAACAUUCGUUAACGGAGAUGUUCCAGAACCGAGGUACCACUGUAUUUUGGUUUAAAUGAUUGACAAGCUGGUUGGUAUUUUAUACAUAUACAAGUCGCUUUGAGACAUCUUUUGUAGCAAAUGAUGGCUAAAUGCAACACAUAACGAUGGUGAUACUAAUACCAAUACAGUGGUACCUCCGAUUACAGAUGCUUCAGGUUAAAGACGCUUCAGGUUAGAGACUCUGCUAACCCAGAAAUAGUACCUCAGGUUAAGACCUUUGCUUCAGGAUGAGAACAGAAAUUGUGUGGCAGUGCAGCGGCAGCGGGAGGUCCCAUUAGCUAAAGUGGUACCUCAGGUUAAGAACAGUUUCAGGUUAAGAACGGACCUCCAGAAUGAAUUAAUCCAACAGAACACCUGCUUGUUUUACUCCAGGGUGGGGGAAAAUUAAUACCUGCCAGCUUAUGCAGUCUUCACCCGCUUCACUUUCAUCAUUAUGCUACUAACAACUGAUAAACAUGGAAAUAAAACUAGGAAGACUAUACCAACAUCAGAAAUAUGAAGGAACCUUAUGGGAUCCACCUACUUCAGACCCACCUACUACAGCAGCCUCCUACUCACAGUGGCCAAUCAGGUGCCUCUAAGAAGUUGACAAGAAGUUGAGAAGCAGGGCAUGAAGGCAACAGCUCCUUUCAUUGUCCCUCCCUAGCAACUGGCCCCUAGGGGCUGCUG